AUGUUAGGCCAUAUCAGUAAAAGCAUUGAUAAAAUCGUUGAAAAAACACCAAAACAAGCACUUUAUGGCUUUGCCGCACUAGGCUCAUUUUAUGUCCUGAGAUCUGGCUUUCGAGUUUUGUCUUCUUUUUAUAGACAUGUAAUUCGAAGACCUCUCGAUUUUCCAUCAAGAUAUGGCAAAGGCAGUUGGGCUCUCGUCACAGGUGGGGCAAAUGGAAUUGGUAAAGCCUGGUCCCAAGAGCUCGCAAAGCUAGGUUUUAACAUUUUAAUUAUUGAUUUUGACUGAGAAGCUGCCAAUCAAGCUAAAGAAACGAUUGAGCUUAACUAUAAAGUUGUUGUCGAAAUGCUCAUAUUAGAUCUAUCUGAUCAAGAUAACAUUGCAAAUGUCGGAAAAUUCAUAGAAGAAAACAACCUAGACAUUUCCAUACUCGUCAACAAUGCUGGUGCUCACAAAAUGGCUCCAGUUAAGGACAUGCCAAAUGAAGAUAUUAUGAAACUGAUAAACACCAAUGUCAUAGCUAUGACUCUAUUGACAAGGCUGCUACUACCAAAAUUAUUAGAAAGAAAACAGAGGUCAGCAAUAAUCAACAUGUCCUCAGUUUCUGCACAUAUAGGAUUCCCUUAUUCCACAGUUUAUGCAGCUACUAAAUCUUAUAUAAGGAUUUUUUCAGCAAGCUUAAGAGAAGAAAUUAAAGAAAAAAUUGACGUUUUAGUUGUGUCGCCUGAAGGAGUCAGCACAAAUAUGACGAAAAAACCAGUAGGAGGGGAUAUUGUGAGGCCUGAAGACUGUGUAAUAGGAGCUCUUAAAGAGCUUGGAAGAAGAAUUGAAACUUUUGGAGCCCCAAGACAUACGUGGAAUGGAUGGAAAAACAGCUUUUUUUCUGAUGCUACAAGAAGUGAGAGGACUGAAAGAUAUUUACGGAAAUAUUUUAUUAAUAAGUAG
Blepharisma stoltei is the source of this 942-nucleotide messenger RNA. The record is from the annotation of a GenBank genome assembly. Lineage: Eukaryota; Ciliophora; Heterotrichea; Heterotrichida; Blepharismidae.